GACUACUCUAUCGAGGUCGUCGUCACCAUGUCGGAAUACUGGGUGUCGCGCAAGAAGUGGACGUGCACGUACUGCAAUGUGACCAUCAACGACGAUGUGCCCUCUCGGCAGCACCACGAGAACGGGCUGAGGCACAAGGGAAACGUCGAACGGAGCCUCAAGGAGGCAUACAGAAAGAGCGAGAGAGAGAGAAAGGACGAGCGGGAGGCAAAGAGGGAGAUGGAGCGCAUCGAAAGGCUCGCGCAGGAUAGCAUGGCGAGAGACGCGCCGGCCUCGACUGCGCCGGCGACUUCGGCCUCGCCACCUGCAGAAUCAUCCAGCAAGCAGGCGCAAGCCCCGACACAGCAGAAGUGGAAGCCAAAGGGCCUGUCAGCCUAUGGGUCGGCUGUCGCGCACGACCUGUCGUCCAAGGAGCUCGAGGCCGAACAGCGGCUCCUUGAGCAGGAGGAAGAGAAGCGCAAGCAGGGGACCGCAGGGCAGUGGCAGACGGUCGCCGUAGAACCUAGUGCCAUCGCUGGAUCGAGCAGUGGCUCGGCAACUGCCAGCCACGGAGAAGACGAAGGGGAUCGGGAAAGGGCAAGGCGGUUCAAGGUCAACGAGAAGAAGGCAUACCUGGACGACGAUGGCAGCGAGGAAGAGGAGCCUGAGAUCAAGGUCAAAAAGCGAUCGAGGGUCGAACAGCUUGCAAGUUCGUCGUCGUCGUCGAGCAGGCAAGAAGAGGAAGCUAGAAAGAUGAUGCCGGCAACCUGGACGCCGCUGCAGCUUCAGAGGAGCAAGGAUAUCAAAAAGGAGGGCCUGGAAGCCGUCCCUGUCCCUCCACCGCCCGAGGUCAAGGCGGAGGAUGGCGAUGUGGCGCCCGUGGUCAAUCUUGUGGAAGAUGUCAAGAAAGAGGAGAAGGUGGAGGAUGCUGAAGAGAGAAAGGUGGGCGACGAGACAGCAGGAGUAGGAGCAGGAACAGAAGUAGAGGCAGGAGCAGAGGCAGCAGAGGAGCCUCGCCCGAGUGGUGGGAGCAGCAGCGGAGGGGGCAUGUUCAAGAAGAGAAAGGCAGGCGCAGGCGCAGGUGCCAAGAAGGUUCGUGCAUUUGUAUAGUAAAGAAUUGUCUACAGAAAAUGUCGCAAAGAAUACAGCA
Molecule: messenger RNA, 1129 nt
Organism: Acaromyces ingoldii
Lineage: Eukaryota; Fungi; Basidiomycota; Exobasidiomycetes; Exobasidiales; Cryptobasidiaceae
Exons: 2
Coding region: 28-1089 (353 amino acids)
Biological process (GO): mRNA splicing, via spliceosome
Cellular component (GO): precatalytic spliceosome
Molecular function (GO): RNA binding; zinc ion binding
Source: RefSeq, a predicted model, not a curated record